Molecule: messenger RNA, 517 nt
Organism: Moneuplotes crassus
Lineage: Eukaryota; Ciliophora; Spirotrichea; Euplotida; Euplotidae
Source: the annotation of a GenBank genome assembly
AUGAUCAAGAAGCCAGAAUUUGGCCUUAUCCAACCUCCAAAGAGAAAGAACAGGCAGGGACUUAGCGACGAGCAGAAGCAGGAGAUCAAAGAAGCCUUCGACCUCUUUGAUACAAACAAGACUGGCACUCUUGAUUACCAUGAGCUCAAGGUUGCAAUGCGCGCCCUUGGCUUUGAUGUCAAAAAGCCAGAGGUCCUUGAGUACGUCAAAGAUGGCGAUGGCUACAUAGUCUUUGAUGACUUCCUUGACAUCAUGACCGAGAAAAUCAGAAACAGAGACCCAGUUGAAGAGAUCCUCAAAGCUUUUAAACUGUUUGACGAAGACAAUUCUGGCAAAAUCAGCCUCAGAAACCUGAAAAGAGUCGCCAGAGAGCUUGGAGAGAACCUCUCAGAUGACGAGCUGCAAGCAAUGAUUGAUGAGUUUGAUAAAGAUAAUGAUGGUGAAAUCAGCGACCAGGAGUUCCUUAACAUCAUGAAACAGACCUCUAUUUACUAAUUAAAAGGCAUUUGAAUUUUCA